AAUGUUAAGAUACAUUCAAACCUCAUUCAGUUAACUUUGAAAGGAACGCCAUUUCAUAUUUUAUUUUACUGUAUAUGGAGGAGACUCAAAACCCUUUGAUGGGGCAUCGUAUUUGAUUGGUCUCAGACUCCGCGACACUCAUCCGUCCACCCAUCCUGUGUCUGUAUGCAAACCGAAGGCAACGAUUCACAUUAGCAUUGACACAUUCCUCAGGUAGUUUAAGCAAAGCAAAUAGAAGGAGGAGUCUGAUUAUCCAUUGUGUAAUUAAGUUUCCAGAAUCUUCUGUAGCCAUGGCCGCGUCGCCGUCGUCCUCCGCCGCGGCCACCACGAACAUCAUGCUCGCAAUCUUCGAGAAGAAGACUAACUCCAUAGAUCUUUAUCGCCCUCUCCGCAACUACGUGGCCUUCAACUACUCCGAGCGUGAGGCACAGAACCUCGAAGACGAUCUCCAAACCCUCAAGCAACUCCGCACCGACCUCGAACGCCACUCCGAUCCAUCGCUCCCUUCGCGCCGCGACCUUCUCCAAACCUACUUCAAAUCCCUAUGCCUCGUCGAAACUCGCUUCCCUAUCUCCUCCGAUCCCGAUCAUGUCAACACCCUCACCUUCGUCUGGUUCGAUGCCUUCAAGCCUAAACAAAAGGCCUCUCAGCAGAACAUCCACCUCGAGAAGGCCUCUGUUAUCUUCAAUUUGGGCGCCGUUUACAGCCAGAUAGGCCUUUCCUACGAUCGUAACACUGUCGACGGCCGCCGCCAGGCCUCGCACGCCUUCAUCGCUGCCGCUGGCUCCUUCGCCUUCCUCCGUGAUACUGCCUCCAUGAAGGCCUCCAUCGGGAAUUCCGCCACCGUCGAUUUGUCCUUCGAAUGUGCCGGAAUGCUCGAGAAGCUGAUGCUCGCUCAGGCUCAGGAGUGCGUCUUUGAGAACACCAUUGCCAAAGGGAGCACUCCUGGUGUCUGUGCCAAGAUCUCUAGGCAGGUUGGGAUAUUUUAUGAGGAAGCUUCAGCUGCGCUGAAUGUUGCGCCUUUGAGCCAGCAUUUUGAUAAGUCAUGGGUAGUUCAUGUGCAGUUGAAGGCGGCACUGUUCUAUGCAGAAGCUUGUUAUAGGUAUGGAUUGGAGCUACAUGAAAAAGAGGAAAUAGCGGAGGAAAUUGCAAGACUGAGGAGUGCUGUUAAUGUGCUGAGUGAGGCGAAGAAAAACUCGAAGGGUGCUGCAGCGCAAAUUUUAGAUGCGAUUGGCAAGUUGGAGGCCAAUAUUAACCGGAACCUGGAAAGGGCUGUCAAGGAGAAUGAUAGAGUUUACCUCAUGAGAGUUCCUUCUCCAAGUUCCUUGCCGCCUCUUCCAGCAUUUUCUAUGGUGAAGUCUAUGGUGAUGAAUGAGGUGCUGGAUGCAAGCAAGGAGAAGAUGUUUGCGAGUAUUGUUCCUGACAGUAGUGCAAAGGCCCUCUCCAGGUACACUGAAAUGGUAGACAAUGUUAUAAGAACACAGGCUGAAAAGUUACAGCAAGCUAGCGAGCUAACCCGAGUUAAGCUCAAGGAAAUGGAACUGCCAGAUUCUAUUCUUGCUCUGGAAGGAAAUUUCACACUACCAGCAAAUCUCAAAGAAGAUGUAGAGGCUGUGCAAAUCUGUGGGGGACCUACUGGUUUGGAAGCAGAGUUGCAGCAACUUAAAGACCUAAGGAGGGUGAAUGAAGAAUUGCUGGUCCAGACUGAGGAGUUGCUGCAUAAGGAAUCAAGAGAAGAUGCACAAUUUAGAAGCCAAUUUGGCACAAAAUGGACCAGGCCUCAGUCAACCACGUUGACCAAGAAUUUGCAUGAUAGGCUAAACAGGUUUGCGGGUAACUUGAAGCAAGCUGCUGAAAGUGAUGGUAGGAUUGAGCGCUCAGUUAGAGAACAUUCAGCCCUCAUGUCGAUCCUUGAUGCCCGUCCGAUUGAAUCUGCACUUCCAAGCUUGGCAAGGCCAAUUAUGUCUUUUGAUCAAAGUGAAGAUGCUAUUGUGGGGUCUCUCAAGCAGAGCUUGAGGCAACUUGAAACUCUAGGAGCUCAAAGGGCUGGUCUUGAAGAUAUGCUUAAAGAGAUGAAAAGAAAGGAUGAUAUAUUACCAAAGUUGAUGACAUCCACUGGUUCUUAUGAUGAUCUUUUCAAGAAGGAAAUAGCAAAAUAUGACCAUAUUUGUGAAGAAAUAGCUCAAAAUAUUGAGGCUCAAGAGCAAUUAUUGCUGCAGAUCCAGGCUCAAAAUGAUGAGUUCUCUGUUAUCUUCAAUCUUGAAGAUUACAAAGCUUCACGGGAAAAAGCCUACAAGCAGAUUGAAGCUGCCAUAGCAAAAUUUCGAGAAAUAAAGGACAACAUUAAUGAAGGGUUAAAAUUCUAUGUUACUCUACAGGAUGCAAUCACGAAUGUAAAGCAGCAGAGCAAUGACUUUGUCAUGACAAGGAAUAUCCAGUGCAGGGAAAUGAUUGAAGAUGUUCAAAGACAAGUGGCUGGUCUGAGUUUCCAGGAUAACAAAAACGCAGGUGCUUUUAACAGCAACUAUCCUUCAGUGGGAAACCAAAAUCAAAGAUCCACUUCACAAACAGAUCCUCGUCCCCAAACACCUUAUUACCAGCCAGCUGAGCAACCACCAGUUCCUCCCUAUGUACACCCACCUGCCCCAUAUGGUCCUGGGCACCAUCAGCCUCCACCUCCAUACCACAUUCCACCAUCAACAGCUGCCCCAUACCCACCCCCUCAGGUCCAUCAGCAGCCACCGCCAAACCAUGAGUAUGGCCAACCAGCAUAUCCUGGAUGGCGUGGUCCAUACUACAAUGCACAAGCACAGCAACCUGGUUCUGUUCCUCGACCACCUUAUACCAUUCCAUCACCAUAUCCUCCGCCUCACCAAAGUGGCUACUAUAAGCAGCAAUAGUGUUUUCAUCCAAACAUCCUGCAGGAUAAAUUUAGUAUUCUUUCUGAUGUUAAUUCUCUCUCAAAUAAAUGAGAUUAGUCCUAAAUCUUAAAAGCCUUUGCAUAGCGUGAAAAUCUUAAUUAUCUUUUUGAGUUGGUUUGCAUCAUCAUUGGAUUGUGAAUAGUUUAGCUUAUACAACAAUGUCAUAUGUAUAGUUUGUUUGACUUACACUUUACUAGUGGGAUUGUCCCAUCUAUAAAACUGUCAUUAAGACGAAAUAUAAAGCAUUACCAGUGUGUGUGUGUGUGUCAUCGGUAGUAUGAUAUUAAUUUUCAGAAUUAAAUUUUCCCAC
Molecule: messenger RNA, 3231 nt
Organism: Abrus precatorius (Indian licorice)
Lineage: Eukaryota; Viridiplantae; Streptophyta; Magnoliopsida; Fabales; Fabaceae
Product: vacuolar-sorting protein BRO1
Exons: 8
Coding region: 291-2900 (869 amino acids)
Biological process (GO): protein transport to vacuole involved in ubiquitin-dependent protein catabolic process via the multivesicular body sorting pathway
Cellular component (GO): endosome
Molecular function (GO): protein binding
Source: RefSeq, a predicted model, not a curated record